Molecule: messenger RNA, 4017 nt
Organism: Thamnophis sirtalis
Lineage: Eukaryota; Metazoa; Chordata; Lepidosauria; Squamata; Natricidae
Source: RefSeq, a predicted model, not a curated record
CACUCACACUCUCUUCUUGCACUUCUGCCACCGAUCUCUGCUGGUUGACUGGGCCUGAGUCAGUCGGCAAGAGAAAGAAAGACAAACGGGCAGACAGACCAACGGAGGCUGAGGAACAAAGCCGAGACCACGAUGGGAAAUACACCAUCUCAAGGCAUGUCAAUGUUCAUCCAUUCUUAAGUAGCAGGGCUUGGUGGAGCUUCGGCUUCUCCUUCUGACCCAGGAGAGGGACGAUCUGCCUCCUGGUGGUCUGAGCCUGGAGCUGCGCCGUGUGGAGCCUGUGGCACAUCUGUCCCUGAGCCGUGCAAAGCCUGUGGCAUGUCCAGUUCUUCUUCGUCUUCUGACGAGGAGUCUUCCAGAAGAGAUAUCAUACUGGCCCCUAUUCCCAGAUGUAUGAGGGGCUUGUUGCAGAUACUCAGUGAUCCUGAGAGGACUAGCGCCCACAUGAUCUCAGCAGAUGAUGCAGAAUAUCCACGGGAAUACCGCACCCUGGGCAACGGCACACGUCGCUUCUCCAAUGUAGGGUUGGUGCACACCUCAGAACGUCGUCAUACUGUCAUUGCUGCCCAGAGUCUAGAAGCCCUCACGGGGCUCCAGAAGUCUGAGAUGGAACGCAAGAGGGAUGCAUUCAUGGACCACUUAAAGAACAAAUACCCACAGCAUGCCUUAGCAAUUCGAGGACAACAGGACAGGAUCCGGGAUCAGCAACCCAACUACUGGAGCUUUAAGACCCGAAGCUCUCGGCAUUCACAGGGUUCUCAGCCUGGCCUGGCUGAUCAAGCCAAGCUUUCCUUUGCUUCAGCAGAAUCUCUGGAAACCAUGUCUGAAGCUGAACUGCCCAUUGGGUUCAACAGAAUGAAUCGCUUUAGGCAAAGCCUGCCAUUGUCUCGUUCCACCAGCCAAACAAAACUUCGAUCACCAGGCAUCCUUUUCCUGCAGUUUGGGGAUGAGACAAGGAGGGUUCAUAUCACCCACGAAAUCAGCAGCAUGGAUACUCUACAUGCCCUCAUUGUUCACAUGUUUCCUCAGAAGUUGACAAUGGGGAUGCUCAAGUCCCCAAACACUGCCAUUCUGAUUAAAGACGAAUCCCGCAAUGUUUUCUAUGAAUUGGAGGAUGUCAGGGAUAUUCAGGACAGAAGUAUUAUCAAAAUUUACCGGAAAGAACCACUUUAUGCCUCAUUCCCUGGAUCCCACAUCACCAAUGGUGACCUUCGGAGAGAGGUGGUCUACACUUCCAGAGAAUCCUCUCCCACCCGGCGCCUAAACAGCAUGUCUCCUGCUUCCCACCUUACUUCUGGCUCUCCUCCUCCAGUGCUCCAAUCAUCCUCACCUUCCCGUUCCCGUAUGUCUUACAGUGGUGGGCGCCCACCCUCCUAUGCUGGCAGUCCUGUGCAUCAUGCAGAGCGCCUCUCCAACCUCCCUCCAGCUCAGGGAGUCUCACCAAGUCCAAGUGCUAUCUUGGAGCGCCGGGAUGUCAAGCCGGAUGAAGACCUGGUGGGAAAAAAUAUGGUUCUGGUGAAGAAUGAAGGCCUGUAUGCUGAUCCAUAUAGUAUGGUGCAUGAGGGACGUUUGAGCAUUACAUCUACUCAGUCACUGGCUGGGAUGGGGGAUCCAUUUGCUUACCCUGGAGGGCUUUAUAAGAGGGGCUCAGUGCGUUCUCUUAGCACCUAUUCAGCUGCUGCCCUACAAUCAGAACUGGAAGAUAGUUUAUAUAAGCCCAAUGCACAGAUCUACAGUGAUACUUACGGCCCAGGGAUGGGCUUCCGUUUGCCACCAUCAUCUCCCCAGAAAAUAGCUGAUGGCCGGCUGGUAGAUGUUCAGCAGAGCCAAAGUCCUCACAGCCCUUAUUCAGGGCCUCCAAGUCGAUCCUCACCAGUACGGCAAACUUUCCGCAAGGACUCUUGUUCCUCAGUGUUCAUGGAAAGCCCUGUCAAUAAACCACGGAAUCUCAGUUCUUCAGGUGCUUCAGAACUAUUCCCUGGACCUGGGGAACGACCUCAUUCUGGAUUCAGUUCACCUGUGCCUGCCAAGGAUACCGAAACAAGGGAGCGCAUGGAAGCGAUGGAAAAACAGAUUGCCAGCCUCACAGGAUUGGUUCAGAGUGCAUUAAUGAGAAGCUCAGAUGGAGAGACCCCCAGUGAGAAAACAGAAGGGACCAACGGAGGAACACCUCCAUCAGCACACCCAAGCAAGAGCAAUGUAGGGACUCCAGUUCCUGGACCUCCACCCCCAUCAACUACUGGCACACCAGCUGGGCAGCCCACUGCAAUCACUCGUCUACACAUGCAGCUGCAUCUCCAUGACCUGCAGCAGAAUGCCAGUGAACUCCGCAACCAGCUGCACCAACUCAAGAAGCUGCAGCUUCAAAAUCAAGAAACAGUGAAGACCAUGUUGCGACGGACAGAGACUGAAAUCAGUGUGCGGGUGACCGACACCAUGCGCAAACAGGAAGAUCCCUUACAACGGCAGCGCACUCUGGUUGAAGAGGAACGCCUCCGCUACCUCAAUGAGGAAGAACUCAUAACUCAGCAGCUUAAUGACUUGGAAAAAUCUGUAGAGAAGAUCCAAAAGGAUUUGAUGCAUAAUCACAGAUUCAUUUCCAUACAAGAGCUGGAGGAGAAAUCACUGGUGCUCAAACAGUUGGGAGAUACCUUGACAGAACUGAAGGCUAAUUUUCCCAGCCUGCAGAGCAAAAUGCGCGUAGUUCUCCGUGUAGAGGUAGAGGCUGUGAAGUUCCUCAAAGAAGAGCCACAUCGCCUGGAUGGCUUAUUCAAGCGGUGCAAGGCAGUGACUGACACCCUGACAGAAGUCCGCAAGCAAGUAGAUGAAGGUGUCUGGGAUUCCUCCAGUAACCUUCUCAACCAAUCUCCAAAGAAGGUAGAGCUGGAAAGUGACUUCAGCAGAAGCCUGGAUUUUGAGCUUCCCACCAGCCCUCCGACGAACCUCCAUGACCUAACUUCUUCCACUGACAGCCUAGGCACAAUCAGCUUUGGACCAAGCCAAGGGCAGAGCCACGCAUCCAAAAGUAGCAAUCCAUCCCGGGGCUCAGAGAUGAUUGGUGCCAAGCCCCAAACAGGCUCUGAGAUUUCCAGCAAAAAAAGUAUGGACAGAUCAGUGUCUGUGGAGUUUCUCUUUGUCCGCAUCCAUUUUAUCAUCCAUAUGAAACUACUGGUUUUCUCUGGAUAUGAGCUGACAGUGCCCAGAUAUCGUACAGAGAAGCCCUCCAAAUCUCCCCCUCCUCCUCCGCCCCGGCGAAGCUUUCCAUCUUCUCAUGGGCUGACAACCACCCGCACAGGAGAGGUGAUCAUCACCAGCAAAAAAGAAUCCAGUUUCAUGAAGAAAGCUGAAUCCGAAGAGCUGGAAACCCAAAAGCCUCAAGUGAAACUGAGAAGAACCGUAUCUGAGGUUGCCAGGCCUGCUUCAACACCCCCCAUCAUUGCUUCUGCCAUCAAAGAUGACGAUGAGGAGGAUAGGAUCAUUGCUGAACUUGAGGUAGGUUGGGAAAAGGGCAUUAGACUAAAAGUAAGGUCUGAGGUUCGAGAGUUUUGCAAAGAAACAAUUUUAACAUUCAACAAAUUCAGAGAAAAAUCUCACCAGACUGGAAAUUUGCAAAGGGAAGAUUCAUUAUGCAGAGUAUUUCAGAGAAGCUCUUCAUUUAUUCCUAAAUUCCGUUGCGACCAACCUGUGCCAACCACAGACAUGUGGCCCAAUGGGGCCACCGUAACCACCAAAGGAUGGAAGAGUGGUGGCGGUGUCUCGAUUCCAGCCAUGAAGAUGGUCAAUCCAGCAUCACGACUAAAGCAAACCCAGCAAGGCAGCCCAGACAAAAGCAAACACAUAAAGCAACGCAUGGAAUACAUGCGCAUCCAGGGACAACAGCAGGCCGCUAGAUCAACCAAGGACUCUGGCACGGGGAAUGAGACUUCCAGCCCAGUCUCAGAGAAACCUACUUCGGGCAGGACCUCCAUCCCAGUUCUGACUUCCUUUGGGUCACGGAACUCCUCCAUUUCAUUCUAG